UACUUCAACCUCCUGCUCCUCUGGCUGUCAUGGAAACACGUCAUGUGACCUGCGCAACACUGUCAACAACUGCAGUGGCUGUGAGCCCAUCUCUCUGGAGAUCUGCAUGAAUCUGCCCUAUAACUCCACCCGCUUCCCCAACUAUCUGGGUCAUCACUCUCAGAAGGAGACGUCUGUGAGCUGGGAGUCCUCGCUCUUUCCUGCGCUCGUUCAGACAAACUGCUACAAAUAUCUCAUGUUCUUUGCGUGUACUGUGCUUGUGCCCAUGUGUGACCCUGUAACGCAGCAGAGAGUGCCACCCUGCAGGUCUUUGUGCAGGAAUUCUAAGGAACGAUGUGAAUCAGUGCUGGGAAUUGUGGGAUUACAGUGGCCUGAGGAUACAGACUGCGCUCAGUUUCCAGAGGAAGGUCAAGCAAAUAGUUCCUGUUUGCUUCCUGACCCGGAUGUGAACGAGUGCUCACCCAGUCACUUUAAGUGUCGCUCGGGAAGGUGUGUCCUCUCAUCCAAACGCUGUGAUGGACACAUGGACUGUGAUGAUGACAGCGACGAGGAAACAUGCGGGUGUGUGGAGCGGGGCUUGUGGGAAUGUCCCGGAGACAAAACCUGCAUCCAUCACAACAUGAUCUGUGACGGCUUUCCUGACUGCAGCCAGCAGGAGGACGAGAAGAACUGCUCUGUGUGUAGCAGUCAUGAGAUGGAGUGUAACAAUCAUCAGUGUGUUCACCGCUUGCUGUGGUGUGACGGCAGGAGACACUGCUCUGACAGCUCAGAUGAGUGGAACUGCGUGUCUCUGUCUGACGAGGGAUUUGUUGUGGUGCAUAAGGCUGGGUUGGAGUAUCGGGUGUGUGCGGAUGGAUGGAGCUCAAAUCUCAGCAGCGUCGCGUGUACACAGAUGGGUUUAGGUUCUCCUCUCUCUGCAGACGCGGUGCUGUACGUGUCGUCUGCUGCGGGACGGAGGCGCUGGAUGCAUGUUGACCCAGACUGGAAUCCACAGAACAUGUUUCCUCUACAGGGCCUGCUGGAAAAGCGAGGGCAGAGUUGCCCAUCAUACAAGAAGAUCUCACUGAAGUGUACAAGAGACGAAUGUGGCCGCCGGCCCGCUGCCCGGAUGGUGAAGAGGAUUCUGGGAGGCCGCACGAGUCGUCCGGGCCGAUGGCCGUGGCAGUGCUCCCUACAGAGUGAACCCAGCGGACACAUCUGUGGCUGUGUGCUCAUCGGGAACAAGUGGGCACUAACUGUAGCGCACUGCUUUGAGGGGCGUGAGAGCGCAGACGUGUGGAAAGUGGUUCUUGGCAUCAAUAAUCUGGAUCAUCCGUCUCCAUACAUGCAAACGCGGCACAUCAAAAGCAUCGUCGUCCACUCGCGCUACAACCGGGCCGUGGUGGACUACGACAUCAGCGUGCUGGAGCUGGAGACCGAGGUGGAGGUGACCAGUUAUGUGCGUCCCGUCUGUCUGCCCGGCCGCGGACAGCUGCCCAAAGCUGACAAGUACUGCCACAUCACGGGCUGGGGACACAUGGGGAACAGAAUGCCGUUUAAGCUCCAGGAGGGAGAGGUGCGGAUCAUCUCAGUCUCCCAGUGUCAGUCUUACUUCGACAUGAAGACCAUCACGUCACGCAUGCUCUGUGCCGGAUACGAGGCGGGAACCAUCGACUCGUGCAUGGGUGACAGCGGUGGUCCGCUGGUCUGUGAGGAGGAUGAUGGCCGCUGGUCUCUGUACGGUUUGACCUCCUGGGGGUCGGUGUGUUUCUCUAAGGUCCUGGGCCCCGGCGUCUACGCCAAUGUGACGCACUUCACCGAGUGGAUCGAGAGACAGAUUUACCUGCGCACGUUUAACCUGCUGUAGGUGAACACACACAUGCUCAUAAACACACACACACACACAAUGGCACACACUCAC
Sinocyclocheilus rhinocerous is the source of this 1900-nucleotide messenger RNA. Its product is annotated as atrial natriuretic peptide-converting enzyme-like. Gene Ontology annotation, biological process: proteolysis. Gene Ontology annotation, molecular function: protein binding; serine-type endopeptidase activity. Gene Ontology annotation, cellular component: membrane. The coding region runs from base 107 to 1846 and encodes 579 amino acids. The transcript is spliced from 13 exons. NCBI's taxonomy places the organism in Eukaryota, Metazoa, Chordata, Actinopteri, Cypriniformes, Cyprinidae. The record is from RefSeq and is a predicted model, not a curated record.